AGCCCACGCCUCGAAAAGCGGCUUGUUCCGGCUUGCCCCUUUACAUCUUUUUAUCCUUGCUCACAACAUUAAAAUAGUGCCGCACGCCGCUCGUCCGACAAUUUAUUAAGUAUUUUUAGUUGAGCCGUCGGAGGGUGAACAAACGCCGUCUCUCGGAGCAGAGUGUGCAGGAUGCGGAUAGCGGUGCAGCAGCUCUCCCUCUGUGCAGCCUGCUGGUGAGUCUGAGGCGCAGUUCAAGAGGCACCAUCACCGGCGGAGUGAUACCACCAUCUCCUCAGCCCCGGUUUGUCAAACCGAGAGCGUGUGGCUCACUGUACCUGAGCGAACGUGCCUGUCAUGUACUGUCGAAAAGGGGGGCAGAGGAUCAAAACUGGACCAAGGGACGUGUCUCUAACGCUCUGAAAUGCAGAGCCAUAUCACCUUCGCAUCAAGAAUCAUCUCCCUGGGCUUGCUGCUGCGGUUCUUUUACAACUGAUGAAGAUUUUUUUAUUAUUAUUAUUUUGAUGCGCUUCUGUGGAUGAAUAUGUUUAUUCUGGUGCUCUGGUGUAGUGCGUGAGUCGUCGUCGGCAGUGGCGAGCAGGAGCUGUUGUCGGGGCUCGUUGACAUGCAUUCCCCCUGAGCUCGGCAGCGCCUCCCUCGGUGGUGUGGUGGCAGGAUGCCAGUGCAGGCAGCCCAGUGGACAGAGUUCCUGUCCUGUCCCAUCUGCUACAAUGAGUUUGACAGCAGCGGCCACCAGCCCAUCAGCCUGGGCUGCUCCCACACUGUGUGUAAGACCUGCCUACACAAACUGCACCGCAAGGCCUGCCCCUUCGAUCAGACACCCAUCAGCACCGAUAUCGACCUGCUGCCGGUCAACUGUGCCCUGCUGCAGCUGGUUGGAGCUCAGGUCCCAGAAGUUCAGCCGGUGAGCCUGAGCAGUGCAGCCGAAGUUGAGAACUAUGAGGUGUGCAGGGUGUGCGUGGAAGAGCUGGCUCUCUACCUAAAACCUAUCAGCGGAGCAAAAGGUGUGGCGAAUCUAACUCCGAGUGUGCUCAGCCGGCCAAUGCAGAGGAAGCUGGUGACCUUGGUGAACUGCCAGCUGGUGGAGGAGGAGGGCCGUGUGCGGGCAGUGCGGGCAGGCCGCUCGCUGGGGGAGCGAACAGUUACCGAGCUCAUCCUGCAGCACCAAAACCCCCAGCAGCUCUCUGCUAACCUCUGGGCAGCAGUCAGGGCACGGGGAUGCCAGUUCCUGGGACCUGCUAUGCAAGAAGAUGCACUGAAGCUAGUUUUGCUGGCUCUCGAGGACGGCUCAGCUCUGUCUCGGAAGGUCUUGGUUUUGUUCGUAGUCCAGAAGCUCGAGGCUCGGUUCCCCCAGGCCUCUAAAACCAGCAUAGGCCACGUGGUGCAGCUUCUCUACAGAGCCUCCUGCUUCAAGGUAACUAAGCGUGAUGAAGACUCCUCACUGAUGCAGCUUAAAGAAGAGUUUCGAACGUACGAGGCUCUCAGGAGAGAGCAUGAUGCUCAGAUUGUCCACAUCGCCAUGGAGGCCGGCCUACGAAUUUCCCCCGAACAGUGGUCUUCUCUGCUCUACGGAGACCUGGUGCACAAGUCACAUAUGCAGUCCAUUAUUGACAAGUUGCAGUCUCCAGAGUCGUUUGCAAAGAGCGUUCAGGAGCUGACGAUCGUUCUGCAGAGGACAGGAGACCCCGCCAACCUCACAAGCCUUAGACCACACUUAGAGCUACUCGCCAACAUAGACCACAACCCAGAUGCCCCGGCACCAUCAUGGGAGGAGCUGGAAAGUGUGAUGUUGGCUGUGAAGUUGGUGGUUCAUGGUCUUGUCGAAUUCAUACAGAACUUCAGCAAGAAGAGCCACGAUGCUCCGCAGCCUCAGGCCAACAGCAAGUACAAGACCAGCAUGUGCCGAGACCUUCGUCAGCAGGGAGGAUGUCCCCGAGGAACCAACUGUACAUUUGCACACACACAGGAUGAGCUGGAGAAAUUUAGGCUCAGAAACAAGAAGAGCAGCAGCGUGGGCCGCACAUUCCCAUUAGCUCCAGGGGUUAUGGGUAAAACCUUCACCAUGGAGGGCAGCAUCCACACAGACGUGUCUGCAGGCGUGGGGCAAGGUCUCAAAGGCUCAGGGGAGAACACAGGCUCCCUGACAGAGGGGCCCGGCCUGACUCACCCCCAACUGAUCUCCAGAGGAGCUGACAUGAUGGAGGAAAUGAAGAGAGCGGUGCCAAAUGGAUCCAGUGGGGCUAAUGGUUUAUCGAACAGAAACACAUCAGGGUCAACUGAACAGAAAUCCAUCUCACCUCCCAGGACUCCAGUCAGCCACUCCUCAGCAUCGUCUCCCUUGACAACCGUUGGGCGUGGUGAUGGUGGCCCUCCUUUGCCCAAACAUGGUCAGUUCGUGCUGCGUGCACCACAUCCUUCUCAGGCAUCAGAGCUGUACUAUCAGGAGCCCCACUCUGCAUACGACAGUCCUCAUUAUCAACCAACCUCAGGUUCCUACUAUCAGUCUACUCUUCAUCCUUCUCACAAACCCUGCAUGGCUCGUUUCCUUCGAUCCUCCAACGUCCCAGAAUCCUCUCUGCCGCCCUCGAUUGGCCCUCCGCCAUCCUCCUACCCGAGCGACCCUCAAGCGCCACACCCACCUUCCUCCUCUUCUUCAGGGUACCCGCCGCACCCGCCUAGAGAUCGGAUGGGCCCUCCUGCCUUCCACCACCACCCGGGGCAGCCUCAGUACGGGCCUCUGGCUCCGGCUCAUGGUGUUUAUGCUCCGCUCUAUGACAGCAGGAGAGUAUGGAGGCCUCAGCUGUACCACAGAGAAGAUGCCAGGAGUAACUCGCUCCCUCCAGAGGUGCUGCAUUCCUCCGUCUACCAGCCUCCACUCAGGGAGAGAUUCAACUCUCUAGACAGCAACUACUGCUCUGGAGCUGAACACCGUGCAGGGCUACACAGGGAUUAUGGCCGCGUUCCUCUCGGCUACGAGGAUCUGUUUAGAAGGAAGCAGGAACAGUGGGCUCAUCAUCACCACCAUCACAACGCAAGCAGGCCCUCCCAGUCCUCCCCCAUCUUCACCAUCGAUUUUGGAACAGAGCAUGUGGAGAGCAGUGGAGGCCAGUGUGUGGGGUGCCGGUUCAGAGGCGAGGAAAGUUUAGCACACUACUCCCCGUGGUCUUGUGGUACCAUUGGCCCUUGCCUCAGCCCCUUUGAGCCUGAAGCGCUCACACACACCUCAGCUCACUCCUGCUCAGAGCACUCGGAGCUGGACAGUAACGGAGGUGGAGGUGGCAGCAGCAGCGUUAGUGGUAGUGGUAGUGGUGUCGGGAAGCAAUGGCUGCAUUCAUUGGAUCACUACCGUCGCUUGAAAGAUGAGGACCCAAUCAUUCCCUUUAGUGAGGGGCCCAUUAUCUCUAAGUGGGGUGCCAUAUCCAGGGCAUCUCGCACAGGCUACCAUACCACCGACCCUAUCCAAGCCACAGCCUGCCAGGGCACCGCCAACACCACACCUAUCAACUUUAAAGAUUACAACCACCACCUGGAUCACAGUGACUACAGGUGGAGCUCCAGAGGAUCAGACUCUUCCAGCCACUCUAGUUUCCUAGAGAGCGAGCAGCUUUGUGCAUCAGACCUUCGCUGCCGUCGAACUUCAAUAAGCAGCGGAGAGAAAAUCGUGUCUGAUCUGCAAGCCCGUCACACGGCCUACAGCAGAGCGGAGAGCGAACCGGACCCAGAUCGAGAUAUUGAGCUUGAACUGUGCGCUCUUGACAUGGAGGAUUCAGACCACCAGGAGAUCAAGUCUCAGGAGUCUUUAGAGCUGGCCACCCCACAGUCUCAGGAUGCUUCCCACCUCCUCCCACCACCCUGCUCCUCUCCCCUCCUCUCUUCUCCUGUGGAGGAGCACUCCCAAACAGAUCCCUCAACAGAAAAGAUGGAUGCUCACCUGCUGAAAAAGAUGGCCUUCAGGAAAGCUCUGUCUCCUGGAGGGUUGGUCUCAGGUGGUCUGGGCGUAGGCAAGCUUGUGCUGCGGACUGGACCUCCUCGACUGGGGGACACUUCCACGCGGGCUUGUCCUGAAGCGCCCGGCACAGAGAUGUUGCUCAAUGGAAGCUAAGGGGACACAAAGUCAGACACUGACCUGCGCCGAGCUAGAGCUGAGUCGCUUGCCCACAACCAGAUCCUGGUUAAAGGGAAUACCAUUUAAUUCCAGCCUUCAUAUAUGUCAAUCAUAUGCCUCAAUAAAACUUGACAGAUAUGGGUCAGCAAUCUCUGCUGUGUCACGUUAUAAGGGACAAGAGAAAACACAUUGUCCUGCCUCCUAAGUUGUGAUCUUCACCAUUGUACAGAUCCACAGAGAAUUUAGUGAUAUCACUGUUUUUGCCCAGUAAGGCACAUGACCACUUUGCCCUUACAGUAGAUAUUGAACUUUGCAGUUUCAACCCCAAGUACACCACAUGAUCUAAUCCUGAGGUUUACACAUCAUCUACUUUGUUGUCAUUCUACAUGGCUGACAAAGAAAUUGAUUAAUAUCUGUUUAAAAGACCUUUUUUUUUUAACUUCACAUGGUCUGUUGGACAGCAAAAGCUUAUAGAGUAGGUGCCAAGUUGAGUAAAGUUUUGCUGUACCGUCCAGUGGAAAUGCAGCAUUACCUCUCCAAAGGUAUAGAAAACAGUGAUUAAUUGUAACUUUUUGCCAUCCUAUUAACUAUUGCUUUUCAUGUAGGCAUUAACGUACAUAGUCUUGGCCUCACCCAGCUCAAUGCUCCUGAUUUUAUGUAUAGCCUGUGUUGUAUUGCUGCAUAAUACAUUUGGUUUUACAAGUUUUCCCUCAGAAAAAGAGAUAGAUGUUAUAAUACUGAGAGGAAAAAUGGGCAGGCCGCUCCCACCCUCAGACUAAAUAGGAAACUGCAGAAAACAAAGGUCUCCACUAUGCUGAUACUCAAAAAAGCUCUAUUUUUAUGUGUCAUAUGUUGACCUCUAAAUUCAUUUGACUAUCAUGAGAUUGCAGAACACGAUUACACAGUCAUAAACUGAAUUUUUAAUGAUCAUUAAUCACUGGAGGAAAGAUGAUCACUGGAGGCCAAGGGGGAUGACAACAAAACAAAGAUGUGUGUACAUUUUUCUGUCCAUACCAUACUACUAUUAUUGGUGACUCAUUACUAAAGAAUACCAAUUACCAAUUUUAGAACAGAAAUUGUAUUUUCAGCUGCAGAUGGAGCUAAUUUAGAAGAUUUCUAUACAAGCUAUUUAAACUCACAAUCAAUCUAAAAAACUGUUGUUCCAUCUUUGUGUGCCUGUAGUGGUUCUGGCAUUUAAUCCUGCUGUACAUAAGGACACACACACACACACACACACACACAAAGCUACAUGUGUGCUGUCAUUCACACACAGUAGUCUCAAACAUGCAAUACAGUGGCCUUUCUCUCCCUGGUGUUACACAGACUCAAACAUUGGGCUCAACAAGGUUUUUUCCCGCCGACAGACUCCCGUCCUGUUUCAGAGCUGUUAUCUUUUAUGUAAACAUGAUUUAAGAAGCUGGAAAUCACAUUUUUGUAGGCUCAUGGCAUUUUUCGUGCUUUUCAGUCCGGCCAGCUUUAUGUAAACAAUAUUCAGAGCAUGAUGUUUUAAGCUGAAGUGAGGGACGCCACUUCUCCUUUUUCUGUUUCUGUUUCCUUGUGUCACUUUUUAACAAGUUUUUGUUUCUUUUAUUUCGUGCAUUGCUGACUUCUGUGAAGUUGUUUGUCGGGGUAUUUUGUAUCAGGAUCUUUGUUACUCUUGUUUUGUUGCUAUAUUUUACAUCACAGAGACAAAAUUGAUAGUCUUGUCUAAUGUUUCUCUGAGUUUGCCGGCCGUCGGAUGUCAUCAGUACGCUGUCUAGUUCACUGUAAUUUUGUGCAGUAUGGGUAAUUUCCAUACACAAUAGCCUUGCCUCACUCCCCUUUUAUAGACAUGAGGCAACUUGUCAUGUGUGGCUUAAUGACUUAAGUAAAUAGCGUGAAAACAUAAACCCAUUUUAGAUAUACAGGAUUUAAAGUCAUGAGUUUGUUUACACCCUAUUCUAAAUCUUAUUAGAUUUGUGUAGAAUGAGAAGAAGGGGGUGACUAAUAUCUUUCCUCUCACCUAAGCUAAUGUACCUUUUCAAAAAUGUUCCUCUCAGAUUACACAUUAAAUCCCAUUUUAGAGGAUGGUAGAAUGGCUGCACUUGUGAGGAUUGCUUUUUGAGUUUAAACAUUAUUAACUGGAAUGAACAACGGAAUAGUGGACUGUUAACCUUUUGGGACUUUCUCUCUUAUCUUCCACCAACGCAGCGGGUAGACAAAGUGAAAAAAUUGGACUGAACGAUUCAGUGUAAUACUCUUUUGUAAACUCUCCAAUGUUUUGUAGGGUUCAUUUCUGAGCUGGCGCAGGGAUUUUCGCUGCUCUGAGUCAUUAAAAUUAGCUCAGCUACCUACUGUCGCUCUGCAUCUGUUUACAACUUCACCUUUGAAGUCAUGUAAGUGCCAUGUUGUGUACAGUACAGUACAAUCAAUCCCUUCAAUCUUCCUACUAGCUUUUCAUAUUCCUCAUGAACUACGUGAGGAGGGAAAGGCUCAGACAGAGAUUCUUCUCGUGUAGUUCUGCUUUGUUCCAUUAGAGGAGGCUAGAUCCUUGUCUGUCUGAAUCGCUCAGGGAAGACUUAAGUUGCUCAGCUACUUUGGCUUUUUCUACAUUCAUCACUUAAAUAUUCUGUGGAAGUAUUUACCUGAAUUUCACUUGCCGAUAACUGACCCUUUCACCCAAAGCAUACAUGGGUUAGAGAUUAUAUUGUUUGCCAGUGUUUACUUUGCCAGUGUUUUCUUUUACCUCUUAGUAUCAAUAUUGGCUUUGCUAUUCCUGUUCUCAUGGGAAAGGGCUGGGCACUACUGUAUGUAACAACAGUAUUGUGAGUAUUGAACUAACGUCAAAGUGAUACUCCCUGUUUCCUUUAAAGUGUCUAUAGAGCACUGCUGUAGUGGCUAAUUGCACUGCACUAAUUCCCACCCCAUCACUGCCAGCGGGUGCAGCUUCGCCCCACCGCCCCAUCCUCCCUGCAUCCUGCGUCAUGCAUGCGACAUAGUCCCUCUUGUGAUGGCGGAGGAGUAUUGAUGAUUCUGUAGUUGUGAUACAACACACCCAGCGCUGUAAGAGUUCUGCACAUGCCCACUGUGUGGCCACGUCAAGUGCUGAAGUUUGCUUGCAGCAUUUUACUUGUUUGCUCAUGAAUUUAAUUCUUGUUUGAUAGAGAUUAUAUUAUUAUUAUUAUUAUGACUAUUAUUGUUAUUACCACAUUUGGUUGUUGUUGUGGUAUUUUUCCUUCUCGGUAUAAGUCAGCUUCUUUGUUUUGAAUUUGAGAAUUUGCUGAAAUUUUUUAUUAGACAAGAAAGUGUCUCAUUAUUCUAUAUUAUAUGGGGAAAAAAAGCCUGUUUGUUGAUUGUGAAACAUAUGAUGAACUGAUGUUUUCUGACUAUUCAUGUCUGUAUUAGACAUUUUAUUUGCAAAUCUAUUGUUCGAUUGAAAUGUAAAUGAACUAUUAAGAGAUGGUACACAUCCGUCAUUGUAUACAGUCUGGCACCAUCAUUAGAUGGACUUAUAGUAUAGACGCUCAUUUAUACAACCUGUGAUAAUCAGAUAUAUUUAAAUGUUUAAAUCAUUGGGGCAGUUGUGUAAUGUUUCGGAAUGAGGAAAAUAAACUCCUGAAGAGACAGCAUAUUUAAAAUGUCCCCUUAAUGAAUAAUACUGUUACGUAUUCCAUUUAUUUCCUUGGAAAUAUCACAUUGUGAAAGGUUUCCCUUUUACUGACUGUACGGUAAUGCAGGACUGGAGUAAGUCAAACCUAUGAUGAAACUGAUUUAUGUGCUAUUACUGAUUGAUGGAAAUUGUUUGAAUAUCGUUUGACUGACUGAUUGAUUCUUCUGUGCAUUUUCUGGCUUGUUCAUCUGUACUACACUGACUUACAGACAGCUUGGCUGAGCAGCAUUCUGCUUCUGUGUUGCACUGAGAGAUGGAUUUAUGAAAAGGCACAUGAAUUUGCAUGCCACAAUAAAACCAACAACAAAUGA
Molecule: messenger RNA, 8065 nt
Organism: Centropristis striata (black sea bass)
Lineage: Eukaryota; Metazoa; Chordata; Actinopteri; Perciformes; Serranidae
Gene: rc3h2
Product: ring finger and CCCH-type domains 2
Exons: 20
Coding region: 656-4102 (1148 amino acids)
Molecular function (GO): metal ion binding
Source: RefSeq, a predicted model, not a curated record